CAAGCUGUGCUUCAUCUCCAUCUCUCCAACUUCAUCAUCAUCUCCUCCUCCUCCUCCUCCAGCAGGAAACAACGCCCUGAUCUGGCAUAGUCGGUGGGAUCGUUGGAAUAAUCCUCCACUCGCUAGCUCAUUUAUUUCCCUCGCUAGCUAGCUCUAGCUCUAGCUCCAGCUCCAGCUCUAGCUCUGUCUGUCCACUACAAAUUUGAACUAGCUUGAUAUAUACAAAAGCGAUCUAAUUAAGCUUUCUAAAAUCCUUCUGACAGCGGAUCUGCGCUCCCAAGCCACCAAGGUAACGUAUUAUACAUAUAUGCUUAUUUAAUUAUCCAUUUGUUUAAUAUUUACGUAGUCAAUAUUAAUCAAAUGCUUGUGUUAAUUUAGGGAAGUAAAUUUUUAGUUAGUUAGUUUGAAUAGGAAGAAGAAGAAGAGGAGGAGGAAAGAGAGAGAGAGAUGGAUAUGAUACCGAACCCAGAGAGCCCUCCCUCCGAUCAGGAACCCCUGGCUGCUGCGGCGGCCGGAGCUUCUUCUUCGUCGUCUCCGUCGUCGUCUUCGUCGCCGUCGCUGAGCAGGUACGAGUCGCAGAAGCGGCGGGACUGGAACACGUUCGGGCAGUACCUGAGGAACCACCGGCCGCCGCUGUCGCUCGCGCGGUGCAGCGGCGCGCACGUGCUGGAGUUCCUGCGGUACCUGGACCAGUUCGGGAAGACGAAGGUGCACGUCCAGGUCUGCCCCUUCUUCGGCCACCCCUCCCCGCCGGCGCCCUGCCCCUGCCCGCUCCGCCAGGCCUGGGGCAGCCUCGACGCCCUCGUCGGCCGCCUCCGCGCCGCCUACGAGGAGAACGGCGGCCGCCCCGAGAACAACCCCUUCGCCGCCCGAGCCAUCCGCCUCUACCUCCGCGAGGUCCGCGACCUCCAGUCCAAGGCCCGCGGCGUCAGCUACGAGAAGAAGAAACGCAAGAAAGCUCCGCCGCCGCUUCCGGAUCAUCACCACCCUCCUCCGCUUCCACCCUAAUCACCGUCGACACCUACCUUCCUCAUGAUCACUACGCUGCUAUAAUUAAUUAAUAUGC
Molecule: messenger RNA, 1066 nt
Organism: Zingiber officinale
Lineage: Eukaryota; Viridiplantae; Streptophyta; Magnoliopsida; Zingiberales; Zingiberaceae
Product: protein G1-like4
Exons: 1
Coding region: 448-1008 (186 amino acids)
Biological process (GO): mRNA transcription; response to light stimulus
Cellular component (GO): nucleus
Source: RefSeq, a predicted model, not a curated record